This is a messenger RNA of Cariama cristata (Red-legged seriema), 702 nucleotides long. It is a transcript of the gene SH3BGRL2, whose product is annotated as SH3 domain binding glutamate-rich protein like 2. Gene Ontology annotation, cellular component: cytoplasm. NCBI's taxonomy places the organism in Eukaryota, Metazoa, Chordata, Aves, Cariamiformes, Cariamidae. The annotation marks the transcript as partial. The transcript is spliced from 3 exons. The record is from RefSeq and is a predicted model, not a curated record.
UGGGAGAGGAGGAAUGUUCUCAGGUUUGUAAACCUGUCUGGGUUAUGGUGGACUUGCUCUAAAUAUUGGGUUUUUUUUCUUUCUUUCAUCUAGAUAAAGAAGAGGCAACAAGAUGUGGUGAGGUUUCUGGAAGCCAAUCGCAUAGAGUUUGAAGAAGUGGAUAUCACAAUGUCAGAGGAGAAAAGACAAUGGAUGUAUAAAAAUAUUCCUGAGGAUAGGCAGCCUGCGCAAGGCAAUCCACUGCCACCACAGAUAUUCAGUGAUGAUCGGUACUGUGGAGAUUAUGAUGGCUUUUUUGAAUCAAAGGAGAACAACACUGUCUUCUCCUUUCUUGGACUGAAACCUACUUUGACAUCAAAGGAGUCGGAACCCUAGCAAGCCUAUCUGAAGUAUCCACAAGCACAUCUCUUGGAUGAAUGACCCUGUUCUUCAGCACACAACAGCUUCUCUAAUGGAUCACUGUGAUAGAGCAAACAUGCAUCAUUAGUAGUAGUCUGCUUGCCACGAGACGGUGCUCUCCAAUAAUGUGGAGUUAGUAACACGUAUAUGAAACAGGAUUACGGCUGGGCUAUUCAUCUUCCUUUUUAAAAACACUCAUUGUUGAUGUUUGUCUUUUGUCUUUGGGUUGCUUUUGCAACUGACGCUGAUAUUCUAACAGACACAUAUGUUUGAGAAUAAGGAAUGGAAAUGUAGGGCUUCUGU